Molecule: messenger RNA, 2159 nt
Organism: Diceros bicornis minor
Lineage: Eukaryota; Metazoa; Chordata; Mammalia; Perissodactyla; Rhinocerotidae
Gene: METTL21A
Product: methyltransferase 21A, HSPA lysine
Exons: 3
Coding region: 257-913 (218 amino acids)
Biological process (GO): peptidyl-lysine methylation
Cellular component (GO): cytoplasm; cytosol
Molecular function (GO): protein-lysine N-methyltransferase activity
Source: RefSeq, a predicted model, not a curated record
GGUGCUGCCCAGCGGGCUGCCCGGCCCGGAGACGACCCUCGGCGCGAAUUCAGAGCCAGAUCGCCCUUCCCAGAAGACUCGGGGUCAGCCGCGCAAAAGGAAUUAGACAAAGGCUUCCCCCACCUCUCUGAACUUAUAAAACGCCCUUAAAAGGAAUUUGGAGCCACUUGAGGGACAGCGCGUUUUCUGGCCAGAGCGUCACCAGGGUUCUUUUGCCCAACAGGUUUGAGGAGGCAGAGAGCUGGGCGCGGGCGACAUGGCCCUCGUGCCCUACGAGGAGACCGCGGCGGUGGGGCUGCAGAAGUUCCACAGGCCCCUGGCCACCUUCUCUUUUGCAAACCACACGAUCCAGAUCCGGCAGGACUGGAGGCACCUGGGAGUGGCGGCGGUGGUGUGGGACGCGGCUGUUGUUCUUUCCACGUAUCUGGAGAUGGGAGCCGUGGAGCUCAGGGGCCGUGCUGUCGUGGAGCUGGGUGCUGGCGCGGGGCUGGUGGGCAUAGUGGCUGCCCUGCUGGGUGCUCACGUGACUAUCACGGAUCGAAAAGUAGCAUUAGAAUUUCUUAAGUCAAACGUCGAAGCCAACUUACCUCCCCAUAUCCAACCCAAAGCUGUUGUUAAGGAGCUGACUUGGGGACAAAAUUUGGGGAGUUUUUCACCUGGAGAAUUUGACCUGAUACUUGGAGCUGAUAUCAUAUAUUUAGAAGAAACAUUCACAGAUCUUCUUCAAACACUGGAACAUCUCGGUAGCAACCACUCCGUGAUUCUUUUAGCCUGUCGAAUUCGCUAUGAACGGGAUAACAACUUCUUAGUGUUGCUGGAGAGGCAAUUUACUGUGAGUGAGGUUCACUAUGAUCCUGAAAAAGAUGUGCAUAUUUACAAGGCACAGAAGAGAAACCGGAGGGAGGACUUAUAGUUGGCUGUAAUUGAUAAGAAAUGUCAUCACUGAGUGCGUCAGUGAAGGUCUGAGACGAGGAGUGGGACUGUACUUCAUGAAAUGGCUUAUGUACAAGAACCUAGCGCAGGUUCUCAAGCACAAGCACAAGGGCAGUUUCAGACAGAGCAGCACUGUGUCCCACUGCCGUGACUCUUCAGUUACACUUUAUUCAGUGUGGCGUUUGGUUAACAUGAAAGUGUGGAUUUUGGUUCCUGUUGGUUGUGUACCUUGUGCUGCUCCCUCCUGUGAAGCUUCCACUGACAGCGUGAGGAAGGGCUGCUGUCGAGGUUCUUCAAAGCUGUGAGCUUGUGCUGAGGCUAAAUCAUGCAGAUUAUCUCAAACACAUUCUGAGAUAGGUGUUUAGCCCGGUUUCCUAAUUUUCUGAGUAUGAAACGAGGUUUAAUGUCCAUUCCCUGAGCUGUGAAUGCUCUAGGAGUCUUCUUUCUGCCCCAUUUAGGUCUUAGACUUUUGGUUUUUGAGAUCAGAAAGUGUUUUCUGACGGCUCAUAUGCUUUUUGGCUUAAUUUCAGAUUUAGGUAUAUAAACAAAGGAAUAUGUAAAAAUAAAGUUUCAGUUCCUUUUUGAAAGCACCUAAGAUCUUCGACCUCCAUGUCCUGUGAACAGGUUAUGUUCUUCAAAUCAGAAGCUGUACUUUCCCCUUGCAGCUUUACCCUUUCUUAAAUGUUGGUUUUGUAUUCCUUUCCUAAGCAUUCCCUGCCUCCUUAUAAUGCAUGGGAUGACAAUGAAGAGUUUUAAAUCUCAUCUGUCCAUGUGAGGUUAGCUCCACAAGUGUGAGCUCCCUCCCUGUGAUGCUGUAAUUCUCAAUCAGUGUCCGUGGUCCCCAGAGACUGAGCUGCUCUCCAGCCAGGGAUGCUCGUGCCUCUUUCCUUGUUGCCUCUCCAGUAUCGAGCAUAUCACAACCAAAUAUUUGUUGAAUGCAAAACACACUCCAUUUAGAGGGUAUUGAUCUUUGGGUUAAAAGACUGCUAUGUUGUUUUAUGAUUAUCUUUGAUAGGCUUUAUGAAUGAAGUCAUGCACACGAAUGCCCCCUGCCCCCCUUUUAUACAAUGUAAAAGCUUAAACAAAUUUAGACAAGAAUAUUAUAAUCCCAGUAUAGUAUUUGGUACCAAAGAUAGAUUUCCUUUGUAAAACCUUAGAAACAAGACCUCCUCCUCCCUCUUAACCUUUUAAUGAAUAUCUUAGAUGUGAAAAUACCCAAUACACUG